This is a messenger RNA of Olea europaea var. sylvestris, 225 nucleotides long. RefSeq lists its product as uncharacterized. The record is from RefSeq and is a predicted model, not a curated record. Bases 1 to 225 code for a protein of 74 amino acids. Lineage: Eukaryota; Viridiplantae; Streptophyta; Magnoliopsida; Lamiales; Oleaceae. The transcript is spliced from 2 exons.
AUGAAAGAUGAUGUAAAGCAAUCAGUUGAAGAGUCUUUUAGAGUUGAAUACUUCCUUUUUAUAAUUGAUCAAACUAUACCUUCUCUAAAGACUCGAUUUGAACAAUUUAACGAUUAUGGUUGCAUUUGUAGGAAAAAGUUUCUUCAAAUUGAAGUUGAUCAAGAUUUAUCUUCGAUCAACUAUGUCACAAGAAAGAUUGAAUGGAUUCACUAUGUUAUCAAUUGA